CUCUGCGCUAAGGCAAGAUGGAAGAACCCAGCAGCUGCGGGAGAACAAUGUUUUGGCUCUAGACAUUGAAACGGACAGCUGAGGGUGAACUACGCGAGCCAAAACAGCAGGUCAUGGUCCUGCACUGGAUGACACUGAUUGCCACCCCAUAGUUUUCUUGCCCGUCGGCAUCCACGAUGAACAUCAUUCAAGACAAACUAGGCAAUGAAUACCUGCGCUCCAACGGGAGCAUGGACUCCAAUUUCGGCCCUGGCAUGAUAAUGUUCAGCCACCUCCCCCCGGUGACCAGCUUCACCCGGCUGGCCGCCCACUCAGUCAUGCAGGACCUUCCACCGCAAGAAAUGAUCCUGAAGAAGGAGCGUGACUCGCCUGACUGCAGCAUGGGCACCCAGGGUGGGCGUAUGGGGUGUGUGGGAGACUAUGUUCACACCAUGGGUAUCAAGCAGGAGAAGCUGUCAGAGCACGAUUAUCGCCUGCCAGUUUACCCUGGAGGGCUCGGGAAGAGCACAGAGUUGCUGGAGGUUACAGUCAGUAACAACCAGAGCCUGCUGGUGCAUGAACUCAGCAUGGGAAACCUGCCGAGUCAGUUAGGAAAGGAGCCCACUGGGAGAAAAGGUCGAAGGUCAAAUGGUGAUGGGCAGGAGGGUAGACCAAAAAAGAAAAGAAGCGAGGCGAAGCAAUCAAUGAUGCUGGAUGCAGAUGGAGGCUGUCUGUCGCCGGGAACCAAGCCGCACAUCUGUGAGCACUGUGCUGCAUCCUUCAGAAGCUCCUAUCACCUACGCAGACACGUCCUCAUCCACACAGGUGAAAGACCCUUCAGAUGCAGUCAGUGCAACAUGAGCUUCAUUCAGAAAUACCUUCUCCAGCGACACGAGAAAAUCCACAGUGGAGAGAAGCCAUUCAGCUGUGACCAGUGUAACAUGCGUUUCAUUCAGAAGUACCACAUGGAGAGGCACAAGAGGACUCACAGCGGAGAAAAGCCCUACAGAUGUGAGACCUGCCAACAGUUUUUUUCUAGGACAGACCGACUGCUUAAGCACAAGCGAACCUGUGGAGAAGCCAUAAAGAAGGGGCUGGAUCCUGGGAUGAUGGACCUGGGUUGUGUAAACUUGGGACAUGGCAGCUAUGGAAGCACUCAGGUAAAUGUUGGAAAUACUGGGAGAAAGAGGGGAAAGUCCAAAAACUCUGGAGAGGGAGGGGAGCGCAAGAAGAAGAAGGGGGAUGCAGGAGGGAUGAGGGUACCGCACAUUCAUGGGGCUGUACCUGAAGUCUACAGCAUCCAUGAUUACUCGGUGGAGAAUCAAACGGUGUCUUCCUCUACUGAGCCAGGACCCAGCAUGCAGCAGGGCCACCACGGCCGAGCUCCAAAGAUGGCAUUCAAGAAGGCUAAUCGUAAGAGCCUGGAUAAAACUGGUCUGGGACAGGCCAAAGCAGGCUCGUUGGAGCAGAGUGAGGGCAUGGAUGGCCUUGGCCUCAUGCAUGGUAACGGGGCUAAAGUAGGGCCCACCAGCAGCAGCAGCAACUACGACGAUGCCAUGCAGUUCAUCAAGAAAAGACGCUACCUUCACGCAGCAAACAAUGCAAACUCCUCAGGGCCAGUGGUGGCUGGAGGAGCCAGCAGUGAGUAUGAUGUCGGCGUUGGUCACUUGUCUUCCCAGCAGUCUGUCAUUCAGGGUGUCGUUUCCAGUGUGAUGGACAGUGACGCGCCUCUGAGUCUCGACAAGUCGGGGAUCCCAGAUGAGGUGCUGCAGAGCCUCCUCGACCACUACACCCAGAAGUCUGACGGUUCGCACCACGACGUUCACUUUGACAUCAGUGACCAUCACGUGGAGCUGCACCCCAGCUCAGCAGACGGCACCGACAUGGGCCACAACACCGACACCUCCAGCCCUUCUGGAGAGAAGACUGUCUUGAUGCACGAAUACUCUCGCUUCUUGCUGCAGGCUUUGGAGCGCACCAGCCACAGUGCCAGCUUCCCUCUGGGCCCCGGGCCUCCCGCCUCGGGAGCGUUCACCAGUUCCCACCCGGGAAACCCCCUCUACGCUGACAAGAACAUGUACACUACGUCACCACUGGAGUGUGGGUUUGGCCAGUCAGUAUCUUCGCCUUCGCUGCCCUCCUCUGUGCCAAAGUCCCACUUUGCGAUGCUGACGGGCUCCUCACCACAGCACAGCUUCCACCUGAGCGGCCUGGAGGCUUCCACACACCAGCAGCUCACCCCUUCUCAGGAGCUCACCGAGCAGAUGGAGAAGCAGCACUCCUCCACUCCCCCUUCCUCCUACCAGAUUAGCCCAUCUGACCUGAGCAGCCAGAAGGACCAAAUGCCGGUCAAGAACGGCACGGUGGUCUAUCAUCUGCCCCCCUCGCAGGAUCUGGCCUCUCUGGACUCCAAGCCUUCCUACCAGAUAGAAAACUUUGCCCAGGCCUUUGGCUCCCAGUUCAAGUCAGACGGCCGUGGCUUGUCUUAUGGCACUGACUCUAGUGGGGAGGUGGAUCACAGGAUACGGACACCUGUGUCUGAAUUCUCAGGGUAUAGUAGUUUAUUAUCUGAUGUCAAUGAGCCAGUAAGUACAGGUUCCAAAACUACAACAAGCCAAAGCUACAGAUGAGAGCCUGAGAGGGAGAGAACACUCAGUAAAGUUGAUGUUCUUAUUUUAAUUUUUUAGUGCUCCUAUUUUAUUAUUAUUGUAAUUAUUAUUUUUUUUAAAGUGACAUCUUGCUUUUAAUUAUACUGAUGCUCUGUUUUUGUGCCCACUCCUCUCCCCACAGAAAGCCCACAAGGCUUCCUGCAAAUACAUUUUCUUUUUUUUUUUUUUUUUUAAGUAUCUGUUAUUUUUAAGUUAAUAUGUAUUUACUGUUCAUUCUUGUCAUAUUAGUGGCAUUAGGUCUGGUCAUGAAUCAUGAACUGAAAGUGCUUUUUGAAUAAGCAUAGAGUAGCACAGGACGGAUUUCUUUUACAAUGAGCUGAAGUGUUUGAGCAAUCAACUUUACAAUUGUAAAAUAAUAAUGAAAAUAACCAUGAUGGCAGGGAAUAGCCCAGAGUUUAAACAGCAAAAAAAAAAAAAAAAAAAAAAAAACUAAUUGUCUGUUACAAGGUUUAAAGUAUUACUCAGGAAAAAGUGAAAAAGGAAAAGCCUACGAGGUGCAGUGAGCGCUCUUUUCAGAAGUUUAAGUUUGCAACUUCUAAGAGGAUUUUCUUAUGUUUUAUUACUUGUUGAAUGAGUGACAUAAACAGACUGCUGCCAGCUCACUUGAGCACUGAAAACACUUUCUACUUGGCUAUAUAGAGAUUAUGGUACUUUUGUGUCAAUGUGAAACUCAUGUUUUCUUCAA
Perca flavescens (yellow perch) is the source of this 3333-nucleotide messenger RNA. It is a transcript of the gene znf281a, whose product is annotated as zinc finger protein 281a. The coding region runs from base 177 to 2609 and encodes 810 amino acids. The record is from RefSeq and is a predicted model, not a curated record. Gene Ontology annotation, biological process: regulation of transcription by RNA polymerase II. The transcript has 7 exons. Lineage: Eukaryota; Metazoa; Chordata; Actinopteri; Perciformes; Percidae. Gene Ontology annotation, molecular function: DNA-binding transcription factor activity, RNA polymerase II-specific; RNA polymerase II cis-regulatory region sequence-specific DNA binding.